UGAUGCGAUCUGGGAAAACCCGUCAGAUGUCGCGAUGGAACGUUUUCAGUAAAGUCAAAAAAUAGGUUGAAUGUCUUUUUUUUUUUUUUUUUUUUGGGGUCAAAAUUGGGUUUUCAUUACAUUAUUAUUCUAUAACAUCUUGUCUAUCAUCUCUGAAAAUAUCUUGGCAAAAUUCGCCUUUUAAGUGCAGAAAAAUGGCGAUUUAUAGUGGCAAGCUUAAAAGACUGUCUUUCUCUAACGUUACUGUUUAAGAACACCCGGCAGAGGUGAAAAAAAUCUUUCUUACUGAAAGCUCAUUUUUUUAAAUAUAUUAACCUAAAAUUUAGAAUGUUGACAUUUUUGGCUUUGAUUUUCUUGGAGUUCAAGAGUAAAACAUGUUUUGUAAUAUAUUAUUAUAAAAUAUAAACAAUUAUAUUUUUUACAUUUUCAUAAACUUAAACUUCUGUAACUUUUUUUAUUUCACUUUCAUAAUUUAUUUAAGUUUGGAUAGUGCAUUUUCAUGUCGAUGCGAAAAAAGGGGGUGACAGUUAUUUAAACCUGUUUUUCUCAAAAUUCCGUUCCUGAAAAUCAGAUCGAUCAGCCGACUUCAGAUAAACAUAACUUUUGCUACAGACAAGCUAUGAAAGAAGUAAAAACAGAUUUGUGCUCGAAUCCAGCUUUCAUAUGAUAGGUAAAGGUUUUCGCAGAUCACAUCACAUAUAUAUACCUUUCAAAAGUUUGGGGUCAGCAAGGUUUUUUUAAGAGUCUCUUAUUCUCACCAAGGCUACAUUUAUUUGAUCAAAGAUGCAGUAAAAAACAGCAAUAUUAUGAAAUAUUAUUACGGUUUAAAAUUUUCUAUUUUAAUUUCACAUCAUUUAUUCUUGAGAUGGCAAAGCUGAAUUUUCAGCAUCAUUACUCCAGUCUUCAGUGUCACAUGAUCCUUUAGAAAUCAUUCUAAUAUACUGUUUUGGUAUUUAAAAACAUUUCUUAUUAUUAUCAAUGUUGUAAACAGUUGUGCUGAUUAAUAAUUUUUGUGAAAACCAUAAUACAAAUUUCAAGAGAACAGCAUUUAUAACAUUAUAAAUGUCUUUACUAUUAAUCUCGAUCAAUGGAAUGCGUCCUUGCUGAAUAAAAGUACUAAUUUCUUUCAGCAACACCAAAACUCUUACUGACCGCAAACUUUUAAAUGCAUGUUCCUAAAAUGCCAUCAGUUUUAGAGAUUUUGGGUCUUUCUUCAUUCGAGUAGAAGAGCUGUACUUUCCUGCCUAAAAAAUAGCCUGUGGGUGUUGCCACCAAAUCAGCUUUUAAAGGGCACACACAGUUCUGUCUAGGGAAGCACUUUUUAAUAUUUUUAUAUUAAAUGCCCAAAAGCACAAGAAAAAAAAAUGUGUAACAGCCAUAUUGUCUUAUAGUGAAUACAUAAAUAUUUUUAAGUAGUUCAGUCUCCAUCGCAGUGACUUCAAGCAAACCACAUUUCCCUCACCACAGAUCACACUGCUGCAUAAUGAGCUUCCUGUGGAAGAUUUGCUAAGAGAAAACAUAUGUCUGUAAAAAGAUACAUAAAUGUGAGAGUUCCUCUUUCAAAAUGCACUCUUCUUAAAAGUUUCUCUAAAUAUGCCAACACCAUGCAUAUGAGCCUGAUGUGCACCUGUCUUUAGUCAGUUUUGUAAAUAAAUGCAUAAAUAACUGCAUUCAGUUUCAUUUUCUUUUUGGUAGCUCAAGUAACAUUGUAGUUGUCGUGCCUUUUUGCUCCACACAGUGGCGCUACAGACUUGAGUAGUUUGGUAAUAGCUUAAUGCUCUUUUCAUGUCACAUAAUGCAUGCAUACACACGCUGUACCUCUAGAACAUUUCCACUCAUCCUUUGAUUAAAGGGAUAGUUCACCCAAAACUGAAAAUUCUGUCAUCAUUUACUCACCCUCUGAGUUUCUAUCUUCUGCUGAACACAAAAGAAGGUAUUUUGAAGAAUAUUUGUAACCAAACAGGCCUAGGGCCCAAUUGACUUCCAUAGUAUGGAGGGAAAAAAUACUAUGAAAGUCAAUGGAAGUCUAUCAACUGCAGUUACCAACAUUCUUCAAAAUAUUUUCUUUUUGUGUGUGUUCAGCAGAAGAAAGAAAUUCACACAGGUUUGGAAGAACUUGAGGGUGAGUAAAUGAUGACAGAAUUUUUCAAAGUUUUUUGUGAACUAUCCCUUUAAUAACACAUGCUUUAUGUGCUCACUGGGUGUUUGGCCACAAAAGGGUUUUACACCUCUUUUGAGUGUGGUUGUGUAUUCGUGUAUAUUUAGUUUAGUAGUGUUAAAGAGCCACUUGUUGGAAAGGCUUUGAUGUCACUGUGUUAAUUAUUCUUUUAAUAUAUAAUAUAUAUAGAAAAGAGAUAGAAAAGAAACUUCUGUCAUCAUUUACUCAUUUCGUUCCAAACCUACAUAACUUUAUUUUGACUGCUGAACAAAGGAAGAUUUGUGUAACUACUUUUGUCUGUUCAUGUCUUUCAAACCUUCAUUGUAUGGGCAAAAAAAAAAAAAUUUUUUCUUUCUUCAAAAUAUCUAAUUUUUCAUGUGAACAAUACCUUUGAGGCUUGUUUACGUCAUUAAAUAUCUGUACUACUCGACACCUGUUUAGUCUCUCAUAGUAAAAUGGCCACACUCAGGUUUCAUUUUAGUGUCAAUCAUUUUAGUAAUAUGUUGGGUUGCCACAAUGUCCAAGGUAAAAUCUGGGUCCUGAAGCAAAACCAGUUGCGCUAAAGCCUUGACAGGCCAGGCUGCUCAUUUUGAAUGUUUUUUUUCUCUUUCCCUCUGGCUGCCUCCUCCAUUUUCUCUCCCUGCACUGAAAUGGCUGUGAAAUUUCCCACUUGGGUGAGACUGUCGUCUGUUUUGGCUUAAUGUAGGAAAUUGACUCAUUUUGUGGCAUUGAUUUCCUCUCUGCUACAGAGAGGAUAUCGCUGGCAGAGCAAACCUGAGUGCGGUCGAUAGCCCUUCAGAGGGUGGGAUAUGUGUGCCGCACCUCUCCUCUCAUAGAAGAAAGAGCGCUUGUGUGUCAUUGUUUGUUUCCCCCUUUUUAAUUCUCACAACCUUCGUCUGUAAAACUACAGCAGUAAUCUACUGUCAUGGCCUAUAGGUGUUCCUGGUGUAGGUGUUGUGUUUGCAAACGUCACAUGAUUUAUGUUAUCUGUCAGUGGUCGUCUGGCUUCGGUAGAAUGCAGAGACCUCUAGUUCAGUGCCACUAGCUUCUGCUUUUGAUUUAUUGAAUUGAUAAAUUUCACAACAUGACACAUUUACUCUAAAUAUAAGCUCAGGCCAGGAAAGUUUAUUGGUGUGAUAUUGGUGUAUUUCUGCGGUUGCUACUGAUUUUAUAGAUAUAAUGGAAGGACACAUUUUCGAAAAUGUGUUCAUUCUUUUUUUUUUUUUUUUAAAAAGGGGUUAUAUCCCGAGUAAUCAAUUUUCUUGAUCUUCGGAGGUGGAAAAUGGUCUUAAAGCUAAAUUAUGGGGGUUAUAGCAAAAGAAAUAGUCAUACAGGUUUGGACUAACAUGAGGACGAGUAAAUGAUGAGAGUUUUCAUUUUUGGGUGAUUUUGAUGUGCAUCUAAUCAUUGCUAGUAAAAGCUUUAUUGAGCUUUAUUCAACAGAUCAGUGCUUGUCCUUUCCAUGCAUACUUCCACAGUAAUCAUCAGGAAAGUCAACUUCCACAGCAUCUGUUCUGGGACCUCAUUAUCAGGUAAAAUGCUUUUUUGUGCUUCUGAGGUAAAGUAUCAGUGAAACAGUUUGUGAGGUUUGUCUCAUCAGCACUGCUUCAAUUGCACUAAUGCUUGUUUUGUCAGUAUCAUCCACAGUUAAUGUCCUGUAGUACAUGUUAAUAGUUGGGUGUAAUACACUUACUGACCAGGUGGUGUCAACAAUGUAUUUCCUUGUUUGUUUGUUGUUGUUGUUGUUGUUUAUUUGUAUUUUCAUCAUAUUCCUUUUUUUUUUUUUUUUUUUAAUAAUUCCCCUCAUCAAGAAACAUUCACAUGCACCAUCACACAGUGAAACUUAAUAUAAAGUAUAAAAAGUAAUGCUAAAAGUAUAUAAACUCUGCUAUAAACUGAAAAUAUCUCAAUUUAUGAAGUACUUUUUUUUUUAAUGAUGUAUAACGCACAUUUGAUUUACUGUUCUAUUAUCCUGAUCCUGUAGGUGUGUGCUAGAGGAAUGUAACAUGGUCCUGUUAGAAGACAGCAGUGUUUACUCUUGGACAAUUCAGCUCAGCUUGCAAAGUUUCUCAGACAUACAGUAUACCAUCCUAGCAUAACAAAUCGAGAAGACCUACAGAACGGAUUUCAUUAAGCAGUUGUUUAAAACAAAAUUAAAAGAGCAAAAUCUACCUUAGUGGGGAAAGAAGGACCUUCAUGUGCCAUGAUGGAUAAUAACAGCAAGCUUUCUCUGUUAAUCCAACUUGGUUCAAGUUGAAAGUCAACAUUUAGAACAUUUAGAGUCACCAAAGGGCUAGUCAACGAACAAACCUAGUGGAUUGGUGUCCAAAAUUAUGGAUGUGUUGGUGCUUGGCUUCUGCUUGGUGCUAGGACUGCUACACACUACGGAGGGAAAGGUUCUCAGACCGGGCAGAGUUCCCCCACAUAUUGUUUUCAUAAUGGUGGAUGACCAAGGCUUCAAUGACAUCGGGUACCAUGGCUCAGAGAUCCACACGCCCGUAUUGGACCAGCUGGCUGGCGAAGGGGUGAAACUGGAAAACUACUAUGUUCAGCCCAUCUGUUCCCCUUCACGAAGCCAGCUUAUGACUGGACGGUAUCAGAUUCACACCGGGCUUCAACACUCGAUCAUCCGUGCACGGCAGCCUCUCUGCCUGCCCUCCGACAUACCAACGCUCCCUGAGAGGCUCCGGCAGGCUGGCUACAGCACUCACAUGGUAGGGAAAUGGCACCUGGGUUUCUGCCGGCCCGAGUGUCUGCCAACGAGCCGUGGAUUUCAAAGCUUCCUUGGAUCACUGACGGGCAGCGGAGACCAUUUUAACUUCCAAAGCUGUGACGGUACAGAGGCCUGUGGGUUCGAUCUGCAUGAUGGAGACCGGCCAGCCUGGGAGCUGAGUGGAAAUUACUCAACAAGGCUUUACACGGAGAGAGUGAAAGAAAUCCUGAGACAUCAUGACCAGAGGAAGCCCCUGUUUCUAUAUGUGGCCCUCCAAGCCGUGCACACACCGUUACAAGCUCCUGGGCAUCUUCUCAGACGCUACCAGAACCUUGGCAACAGACCUCGGCGCCACUAUGCCGCAAUGGUGAGCGCCGUAGAUGAGUCAGUAGGGGAGAUUGUCAGUGAGCUGCGGUGGCGAGGCUACUACAACAACUCUGUGCUUAUCUACUCUUCAGACAACGGGGGCCAACCUCUCUCAGGGGGUUGUAAUUGGCCCCUGCGUGGCGGCAAAGGCUCCUACUGGGAAGGUGGAGUUCGAGCAGUUGGCUUUGUACACAGCCCACUUUUGAAAAGGAAGGGGGUGGUGAGUCAGGCUCUGAUUCAUGUCUCCGAUUGGUACCCAACCUUGCUGUCUCUUGCAGGAUACAGAGAGUCUGAUUCCAGCCACCUGGACGGCCAAGAUGUUUGGGGAGCUAUAAGUAGCGGCCUUCCCUGUCCACGAACUGAAAUCCUCUUCAACAUUGACCCAGUGUCACGCAGGCAUGGAGAAGUUGACCCGAGACUCUUAACUCUUAAUGGUUUUGGGAUCUGGGAUACAGGAGUGCGUGCAGCCAUUCGAGCUGGUGACUGGAAACUUCUGACAGGAAAUGUAGGCGAUGGAGACUGGUUCCCUCCACAGACAAUGCCAGGAGGUCCGCAUCAGUGGCAGGGCAUGGAAAAGAGACGAGACCAGCGAGGGAAGUCUGUCUGGCUUUUCAAUGUUACUGCUGAUCCCUACGAGAGGGCAGAUUUGGCAGAGGCACGGCCUGAGGUGGUCAAGGUGCUCUUGACCCGGCUUGCCGAGUACAACCGGACUGCUGUGUCUCCACGCAAUCCACCGGACGACCCAAUGGCGGAUCCGCAACUUCAUGGAGGGGUGUGGACUCCUUGGCUAGGUCAGGAAGAGGCAGGAGAUGAAGGGGAUGAUGAGGAACCAGACAGCAUAAACAGAAAGGCCAGAUCCAAGAGUACCUGCAAAGUCUGCAAACUCAAGGCCUUGUUCAAAAAGGUGGGAACCCGUAUGCAAAGGGCCGCUUUGUACUUGUAGAGGUAGUUGUGAACAAGAUCCACAAAGCUAUUUUAUUCUGGCAGUCCAUUUCACUCAUCUUUGAAAGACAAUUCAUGGCACAGUGUGUUGACAUCAGGAACUCUUGAUAUCCUGCCUGCAUCGUAAACUAGGAUUUUUACACAGUAGUUCAACAGGUGUGAGUAUAUUAGAAAGAAGUUCCCAUCUGUAUGAUGCAAUGGAUUUUACUGUAAAGUUCAGAUCAUCUACUGUUAAUGGGAUUCAGAUAAGAGCAGAAUGAAUUUGAUUACAUGUGACUCCAUAAGCACUUAAUGUAGAUGUUACUGGAUCUUUAUCUGAUGAUCCAGUUAUUUGACUAUAGAAAAUUAUGCAAGUAGUGGCAUUGAUUUAAUAGGAAAUACUAAAGUACUUACAUUGUUCUUCACUUGGUCGUGGACCAGUGUUCUCUUAUCCACCCCCUGGUUCACUUUCUCAUCUAUCUGUUCUUUCUCUGACAUGCCUCUGCCUUGCACUCCUCCUCACGCCUCUCUCAUUCUCCUACCUUUUGCUUUUAUGCUUGUGCUCUAUCCAAAUCCGCUCUGACAUAGCGCACCACAACCAGAAUAACACACGAUUCUUCAUUGUUUCUGCACUUUCUCCUCCACCUGUUUCUCAUCCUUUUGCAUUCUUUCUUAGUUUGAAUAGAUCAGGUCAGUGCAUAUGCAGAAGCAAGAAUAUAAGAGCAAGGAAAAGAGUGAUAAAGUAGUUUCUUUUAUGUAAAAUGAGGGCUAUUUGAAGAGGAGGAGGAUCACUCUUGGGUAUGAAGGCUGUGUGCCUUUUAUACAAGACAUUCUUGGCCUAUUCAUCUCUCGGUUUCAUGAGCCUUAACACAAUUCACAAGAAGUGAUGAAAUGUGCUCUGUAUUUAAUGUAAUGCAUAUUUUAAAAAUAACUUUUCAAUUUUACCUCCUAUGUAACUGCUUUUACUCUGAUGUAAUUGUGUGUAUUUCUGAUCCUGUUGUCUGUCAGCGUUCCUAGAAAACAAUCCAUCCUUCUGAUUUGUUCAAAAUAAUAUAGUCUUCCCAUAAAGAUGGCAAAGUAACCUCUAUCAACCUGCAAAGAAGUGACUCGCAUUAAACACAAUUCAUAUUAAGUAAUUAAACAAGGAGAAUGUUUCCUUAAGUCUACCGUAGGAAACGCUUCAUUGUCAGAAGAUAAGGAAUCUAGAGCAGGGUAAAAGUCAAUACACAGUUAAAAGUAACGUUAGUACAUAGUAAAGAUAAUGCAAAACAUAUGUUUACUUUAAGAGCUGCACGGCAAGAAGUACUGUGUAUCUUUUGUUUCUGGAGGCCGUUGUUAAAGAUUCAUUAAACCAUGAUUCAAACUGA
This is a messenger RNA of Ctenopharyngodon idella (grass carp), 7525 nucleotides long. RefSeq names its product arylsulfatase I. NCBI's taxonomy places the organism in Eukaryota, Metazoa, Chordata, Actinopteri, Cypriniformes, Xenocyprididae. The coding region runs from base 4492 to 6180 and encodes 562 amino acids. The transcript is spliced from 3 exons. The record is from RefSeq and is a predicted model, not a curated record.